GAAGAUAGCUUUUUGAUAAGAAGGGCGUCCAUUGCCAGACGGAAUAGAAAUUUCUCUAUAUGAAGAUUUAGUAUGGAUCCUCGUACGAGUGCACAAGAUGUCAUCCGUUGUGACCUUUGUCAGACAGCUGAAGUGCAGAAGUACUGUGAUUUCUGUCAUGUCAAUCUGUGUAUUCCUUGUAUAGGAAAACAUAUUUCUGAUGACUAUGACAAACAUAAAGUGGUCCCAUUCAAACAAAAGAAGUCAACUUUAAUCUAUCCUAAGUGCUCAUCACAUCAAAAAAGAGGCAGCAAGUUUCACUGUAAAACGUGCGGGACCUCUGUAUGUUCUCUGUGUGCUACAUCUGAUAAACACAGAGGGCAUACAGUUUUACCUCUUUCUGAUCUCUUUUAUUCAAAGAGGGAAGCUAUUGGAAAAGAUUCUGAAGAAUUAGAAAACUCAAUUUCUCCAACGUAUGCAGAAAUUGCAGAAGGAAUAGAAUCCCAGAUAGCUAACCUAGAUGGGAAAUAUGAAAAUCUUACAUCAACGUUGAUUGAAUUUGGUGAAGAAUGGCACAGAGAAGUUGACGUGAUUGUUGAAAAAUUAAGAAUGGAAAUAGAAAAGGAAAAAACGAAACAUAAGAGUAUUCUAAAGGAGCAUUUGAAUGAAAUCAAACAGAUACAGACUGUUAUUGAAGAAACACUUCGAAAUCUUGAACAAACUGAAGAUUCAAAUGAUGUAUCUUUGACCAUGGAGUACAUCUCACGCACCAAGGAAUUUAGCAAACUACCUCCAAAAAUUCAAAUAUCAAUACCAACUUUUAGUUCAAGGACAAUAGACACAGAGCAGUUUUACAAGCUAUUCGGAUAUUUAAUACCAUUAUCUGUCACAACAGAGGAAAAUGGUUACGAAGUGAAGAAACCAAAGUUAUCAUCAAAAGAAAUGCUAGAGGCAAAAGUAAGUUAUAUUAUUUUAACGGAUCGAUCAUAUUAUUUGUACCCACAGACAUUGAUAUUUGGUUAA
Messenger RNA from Saccostrea cuccullata (small rock oyster), 1002 nucleotides. Its product is annotated as E3 ubiquitin-protein ligase TRIM45-like. The transcript has 2 exons. Gene Ontology annotation, molecular function: zinc ion binding. Lineage: Eukaryota; Metazoa; Mollusca; Bivalvia; Ostreida; Ostreidae. The record is from RefSeq and is a predicted model, not a curated record. Bases 73 to 1002 code for a protein of 309 amino acids.